AGAUUCUUUGACCUUCCUCUGCUAGGUCAAAGAAUCUGUGUCGGCUUUUAUACGUCAUCUGUCCGCGACACGUUACUGACUGUUGCUUUACUAACACGUGUGUAGACCGGUUUUGCUAACAAACAAGAUAAACCUCAAAACCAUUUUCAGUAAAGUGAAUCACAACUGUCCCAUGAGUUUUGUGGAGUACUCUGAGCUCAUUCAGGAAGGAGAUGUGGUCAUCAUCUUUCUUGGGCAUGAUUCUAUGAUGCCCGUCAAAGUGGAAUCUGGUGCUCAGACACAGACCCGCUAUGGAGCCAUUCGGCACUCCACUGACUUAAUCGGUCGACGGUUUGGUUCAAAAGUAACAUGUAGUAAGGGUGGAUGGGUGUAUGUUCUGCAUCCCACUCCUGAGCUAUGGACUGUGAAUCUGCCUCACCGAACCCAAAUCCUUUACACAACAGACAUCGCCAACAUCAUCUUGAUGCUGGACCUCAAACCAGGCUCUGUUGUUUGUGAAUCAGGCACUGGGAGCGGUUCACUUUCCCACGCCAUUCUCCGCACCAUCGCGCCCAAUGGCCACCUGCACACAGUCGAGUUCCAUGCCCAACGGGCAGAAAAGGCUGCACAAGAGUUCAGAGAUCACAAAGUGGGCCAUCUAGUGACAGUCCGAAAUCAGGAUGUGUGCAAAGAUGGCUUUGGUGUUCUGGGGGUAGCUGAUGCUGUAUUUCUGGACAUCCCGUCACCCUGGGAGGCCAUCAUACAUGCCAAGAAAGCAUUUAAACUCAGGGGAGGUCGUUUGUGCUCGUUCUCUCCAUGUAUCGAGCAGGUCCAGAAGACAUGUGAAACACUGCUGGAUCAUGGCUUUGAGGAGAUCUGUACACUGGAGGUUCUGCAGAGAGUACACGAUGUCCGAUCUGUCACUCUGCCCUUACCAGACUUUGGGCCGGAGGAGGGAGAAAAAGAUCCACGUACCAAGAUAGCCUCUGACCCUGCUCAAGAGGAAGUUCCACAUGCAACAAAUCCCAGCUACUCUUCAGUGAUCUGCAAGACUGCCACACCAUCUAGAGAGAUGGCUGGACACACGGGAUACCUCACUUUUGCUACAAAACCACGGGACUAGAAUACUACAGGAAUCCCAAGAGCUGGAUAAAGUCUCUCAGUAAAUAUGAACAUGUCUUUAUAUUAAGAUUGAGUUUGGGUACAUGGAUGUUUUUACAUACUAAACCAUAUACUCCAUAUUUUUUUAUUACUCUACUUUGUGUAAGAGCAUUUAAUUUCUUUCAAAGUAUGACAAUAAAUUGUAAUUAUGGUAGGAUUUUUUUGUUACAAUAAAAUUUAAAAUAACCUAAAUUGUUUUUCUUUACUGUGCAUAUCACCGCACACUGCUGAGGCAUUUACCAUGUACACAUGUUAGGUCCUAUUUAUAUGAAAAUGCAAGACCCUCGAAUUGUUGAAUGGAAUGGCAAAAUAUAAGGAAUGGAGAAAUGUAGAGUAUUUUUCAUUCUGUUUGUUGACGUUAAUUGAGUUUCUGGCUGAACAAGUUCUUUAUGCUAAUAGUUGUGUUCUAUUGAUUAUCUGCAUAUUAAAUGAAAAAGAAACUGA
This is a messenger RNA of Tachysurus fulvidraco (yellow catfish), 1584 nucleotides long. It is a transcript of the gene trmt61a, whose product is annotated as tRNA methyltransferase 61A. Bases 173 to 1102 code for a protein of 309 amino acids. Gene Ontology annotation, cellular component: tRNA (m1A) methyltransferase complex; nucleus. Gene Ontology annotation, biological process: tRNA methylation. The record is from RefSeq and is a predicted model, not a curated record. The transcript is spliced from 4 exons. NCBI's taxonomy places the organism in Eukaryota, Metazoa, Chordata, Actinopteri, Siluriformes, Bagridae.